Lingula anatina is the source of this 2153-nucleotide messenger RNA. Its product is annotated as serine--tRNA ligase, cytoplasmic-like. The record is from RefSeq and is a predicted model, not a curated record. Gene Ontology annotation, biological process: seryl-tRNA aminoacylation. Lineage: Eukaryota; Metazoa; Brachiopoda; Lingulata; Lingulida; Lingulidae. Gene Ontology annotation, molecular function: serine-tRNA ligase activity; ATP binding.
CUUCCUGUUCAUGCCGGUGGAAUCGCGACAGACGAGCUUUCCUCCACAUAUUUUCAAGAAAAAUGGUAUUAGAUAUUGAAAAUUUUCGCGCCGACAAGGGCGGAUAUCCAGACAAGAUCAGGGAAAAUCAGGCCAAAAGAUUUAAAGAUGUGACUUUAGUUGAUAAAGUUGUUGAGGCAGACACAGAAUGGAGACAACUACGGUACCAAGCAGAUAACUGGAAUAAGUUAAAGAACCUAUGCAGUAAAGUGAUAGGAGAGAAGAUGAAGAAAAAAGAAGCUGUUGGAGAUGAUGAGACAGUGCCUCAGGCAAUCCUAGACGGUCUGGAGAAUAUGACUGCAGAGCAGCUCAAGGAAUUAACAGUGACCCAGAUCAAGCGCAUUCGAGCAGUUCUUGAUGAGAAGAUGGCUCAGUGUGACCAGAGGCGCGUCACUGUGGAACAGACGAGAGAUGAGUCGCUGAAAGAAAUAGGAAACAUGUGCCAUGAAUCGUGCAUUGUUAGCAAUGAUGAGGAGGAGAAUGGUAUUGAAAGGACGUGGGGAGACGUGGAGACAAAGAAGAAAUACUCCCAUGUGGAUCUGAUUGUAAUGAUAGAUGGUUAUGAAGGAGAGAAGGGGGCAGUUGUUUCUGGAGGGAGGGGUUAUUUUAUUAAGGGCCCAGUAGUCUUCCUAGAGCAGGCCCUGAUCCAGCUUGCCCUGAGAAUGCUCCAGGAAAAAGGGUUCACGGCACUCUACACGCCAUUCUUUAUGAGGAAGGAGGUGAUGCAGGAGGUGGCGCAGCUUAGCCAGUUUGAUGAGGAGUUGUACAAGGUUAUAGGUAAGGGAGCAACAGAAAAAGAGGACUAUGAAGAAAAAUAUCUAAUAGCAACCUCAGAGCAGCCCAUCGCAGCAUUCCAUAGGGACGAGUGGAUCCCCACGACUUCCCUGCCAAUACGCUACGCUGGAAUCUCCACGUGCUUCAGACAAGAGGCUGGCUCUCACGGCCGUGACACCAGGGGGAUCUUCAGGGUACAUCAGUUUGAAAAGAUUGAACAGUUUUGUAUCACCUCCCCCCAUGAUGGGUUAUCAUGGCAGAUGUUUGAUGAGAUGAUAGGCAAUGCAGAGGCCUAUGCUCAAGCUCUGGGCAUUCCAUACAGAGUGGUCAACAUUGUCACAGGAGAGCUGAACAAUGCUGCCUCCAAGAAGCUGGACCUGGAGGCCUGGUUUCCUGGCUCUGCUAAGUUCAGAGAGCUGGUAUCCUGUUCUAACUGCACAGACUAUCAGGCGCGGCGGCUGCGUGUGCGCUACGGAGAGACCAAGAAAAUGGGAACAGGGACAGAGUACGUGCACAUGUUGAACGCCACCAUGUGUGCCACGACCAGAGUGAUCUGCGCCAUCUUGGAGAACUACCAGACGGAGGACGGGAUCAUUGUUCCUGAGGUUCUGAAGCCAUACAUGCCAGAAGCGUACAAGGAGAAGCUCCCGUUUGUGAAGCCAGCCCCUAUCGAGGAACAAGAAACCAAGAAACAGAAGAAGCAGAAAGACAGUCAGAAAAAGGUGACAGAAAAAGUGGCAAAAGACGUCAAAGACAUGAAGCUGGAUAAUUAAUGGAGACAGCUACUGCUUGCCGCAACUUGCGAAUGAAAACAAAGCCAAAAAAUUAGGUCGACAUUUUUUUACUGUCCUUUGUUUCAUGGAAAGAAUCCGACGUGAUUUCACGAGAUCUCCCUGAUCCUCCAACUGAACUUCUUUAUCUCAAGUGGUUUUAUGUCAUGUGUUAUGCCCAAAAUAAACAUUCUCUUUUUUUUUUUGUGAGAGACAUUAUUAAUUGUUAUUUAACAGAUUUCUUUUUGUGGCAUCAUGUAUUUAACAAUUGGUUGGAUGGCCAAGUGCAAAUCUUAUUUAAAUUAAGAAGAAAAAGGCUAAGUGUUCUAUUGUUUCUUGCUCUGCCAUAAGCAAGUUGUGAUUACUGUGUAACAACAGGAAACAUUGUGAACUGUAUCCAAGAUGACGUAAAAACGAUCAUUUAAGCCUUGUUAUAAUUUAUAACAAUAAAAUCAUUCUACAAUUUGUUAUUAAAAGGUCGUCACUAUAAAAUCUCAGUUAUGAAGAAAAUAUACACAAUUUUUACCUGGCAAAUUUGUAAUGAUUAUUUUGAAGCCAAAGCAAAUAAAA